This is a messenger RNA of Sabethes cyaneus, 1885 nucleotides long. Its product is annotated as zinc finger protein 260-like. The transcript has 4 exons. The record is from RefSeq and is a predicted model, not a curated record. Lineage: Eukaryota; Metazoa; Arthropoda; Insecta; Diptera; Culicidae. Gene Ontology annotation, cellular component: nucleus. Bases 24 to 1796 code for a protein of 590 amino acids. Gene Ontology annotation, biological process: regulation of transcription by RNA polymerase II. Gene Ontology annotation, molecular function: zinc ion binding; DNA-binding transcription factor activity, RNA polymerase II-specific; RNA polymerase II transcription regulatory region sequence-specific DNA binding.
AUUUCAGCGUUUGCAUCGAAAAGAUGGAUAACUUUAGUAUCGAUAAUAAUCUCCCCUCGCUGUGUAGGGUUUGUGCUAAAACGAACGAAAAUUUGGUGCCAAUCUUUUCAACGCUGGAGGAUGUGCUCGUCGCAAGCAUCAUCACGGAGUUCACCGCCGUUGAGAUUUCCAAAGACGACGGUCUUCCGGAGCAUGUAUGUGCCGGUUGUGUGGAUGAUAUUAAACAGUUUAUAGCAUUCAUCGAACGGGCGAGAAACUCGGACCGCUGUUUGAGAAGAAUGUUCAAGACUGUGGUGAAAGUAGAAUCUGACAAGGCGAACGAUACCGCAGACGAGAAUGACUGCAGUCCGGCUUUGGAGGAAAUACAGUUGGAAGAGGCUAAGAUCGAAUCCCAGUCUCAGUGUAGCGAGAGUGAAAUGCAGUACUUUGAAAAAGCCGAUUGCUCUAGUUAUUUUGGAGACGAUCGAUCGCAGGAAGAGUCUAAGACCGACAACAACACCAACGAUGAUAAUCCUGUUGUCGAGAAAAAAAGAAGGAGGAGGCGUAAACCGUGCGCCGAAGGCGAAGCGGAAAGUGAAACUCAAGAAUUGGAGCAACUGGAUGAGAUUGAAAUGCAAGUCUUCCAGGUGGUUGACGUCGGCGAUCAAAUCCUCUGCUGUACAUGCUUAAAGUUGUUUGACACAGCCGCCGAAGUAAAACAACACAGCAUGAAAGAACACGCCCCAAGCAGAAGAAUCAAUUAUUCGAAAAAACACAAGUGUGAACUCUGUCUGCGUAUGUACUGUUCGGCCCCAGCUUUGAAAUUACACCGUAAAAAAGUCAGCGGCAUUAAAAAGGUUUACGACUGCUUGAGGUGCGAUGCUCGGUUCGCGGCUAGCCAAUCGCGUCGUAACCAUGCCCAUCAUCACCCAGCAGUCAAAAUAAAAUCAUCCAUCAUUGUCGCCCCAAUACCGAUUGAUGCUCAUGAAAAGUUGGGUAAAAUUUGCUGUUCUCGCCAGUGUUAUGAGGCUUUUGAAACAGAGGAACAACUGCUAAACCAUGCGGCUAAGGUCCACAGAGCAAACAAAAUCUAUUCCGAUUUGGUCGAUAAUGAACUGCGACCCGUAGAAUGUCCAAUUUGCUUCAAACGCUUUGCGGACGAAAAUGGGCUUAAGUGCCAUCAGCAAAGAAUCUACGCACCCAGAAAGUACGUGUGUUCGAUCUGCGGGAAAAAGUUCCACGGUUGUAACGAACUGCAACGGCACGAGCGUGAGCAUCGAAACGAAAAGAUCUUCGAAUGCAAACUUUGUCCGAAGGCCUACUAUGGAAUGGAACAUCUGAAGGCACACAUGAAACGGCAUACGGCGACCAGGGAGCACAUGUGCACCAUCUGCGGUCAGUCGUAUCUUCAAAAGCACGGCCUGCAAACGCACAUGCUAAUGCACGAAGGCAAGCUUCCGUUCGAGUGCGAUAUAUGUGAGAAAGCGUUCCGGACGAAGGCCAAGCUAAUGUACCACAACCGGGUGCACUCGGGAGAAAAGCCGUUCCCAUGUCGAUACUGCGAUAAGGCUUUUGCGGAUGGCACCAACCGAAUGCGGCAUGAAAUGUCUCACACUGGUGUUAAACCGUACAAAUGCGAUCAUUGCGAGAAAACGUUCAUCACCAAACGACUGAGAAAGGAGCAUGAAAAUACCCAUAGAGAUCGAAAAACAUUUCAGUGCCCGGAAUGUUUGAUAUCGUUCAGCUCUAUCAAUGCUCUGGAAAGCCAUAACACGACGGUGCAUUGUGAUACGUUAGAGGUAGUUUACACUGAUUGAUAGUAAUGAUGCUGAAAUCUAACGGUUGGAAAAUACAAAUGUGUUCUUUAAAAGUAAGUAAUGUCUCACUCAGCUCUUCGAGCUUAAUU